GAUUUUACACUUUGAUUGAAAACAUUUCGCCAUUGUGUAAUAAGUAGUUCCUUCUUCCUUCCCAAAACUUUACGCCAUUGUUGCUUCAUUCCCAUCAUCGGAGCAUCUCUCCUGAUUCUCUCGCUUUCUCUGUUCAUUGUUCUCUUUGUGUAUGCCAGCAGAAUGGCGGGGGUAUGGAAGAAAGUACAACCUCCUCAGUACUGUGGGAAUCAACCUUUCCCUCCAAAUUUUUCUUGUGGCAGAAAUUUGCCGAAGAGUCAACUUGGUGGUGUAAUCUUUGGAUGCAAGAACGCCACAAUGAGAGAAUGCCUCUCUAAACAACUCUUUGGCUUACCAGCUCAGCACUUCUCUUAUGUGAAGAAUAUUGAUCCAGGGUUGCCUCUGUUUUUGUUUAACUAUACUGACAGGACGCUUCAUGGAAUUUUUGAGGCAGCUAGCAAAGGGAGAAUGUUUAUAAACCCCUAUGGAUGGACUACUGAUGGUUCAGAGAGAACACAAUAUCCUGCGCAGGUGCAAAUUUAUGUUCGACUUCAGUGCCAGCCACUGUCCGAAGAUAAAUUUAAAGAAAUACUUGCGGACAACUACUACACUCAUAACCAUUUCUGGUUUGAGCUAGACCAUGCGCAAACAAACAGACUUAUUUCGUUACUAUCAUCUGGAUCAAUUGUCUCUGGUAAUUCUGUCUCGCAAAAUACACCGAACUGGAUGACUUUAUCUCGACCUCUUACAUCAAACGAGACUUGGAGGGAAGAUGAAACAUCUAAAAUGCUUGAAUUAGAGACAGACUAUUCUACUCACGCAAGUACAAGUGCAUAUUGGACAGAAAAUGAUUCUUCUUUAGUAGACCACAGCCAGCCAUUAGAUACUAAUGAGGUUGAGAACGAAGUACAUGAGGAUGAGAUGAACAGCGUAUUUUUGAAACUGAAGGAGUUAACUGUUAACCAUGAAAGUCAAGAUUUAUCUUUGGCAAACAAUGUCAAUGAUUCUCCUGAUAUGAAUAGCAUAGAAAAAGGUUACACGGAAGCGUUAGGUGGUUUAGAUAAGAAGGAAGAAAGUUCUGAUCCUCCGAUUGAGUGUCAGUACAACAUAGCUCAGUUUGUGCAAGAGGUCAAAGAAUUGACAAGUUUCAAGAAAAUCCAAAUAGACAGGAAUUCCUACCUGGAGCAGAAACUGAUUGAGGCAGAAAGGGAAAUUCAGCAUCUUAAAGAUCGUUGUACGCUCUUAGAAUCUGCUUGUAGUAUCCCUAAUCGUUUGGAAUAUGUUGAGAAGGCAGUAAUAAAGUCGACAGCUGAUUUAGAUCCCAAAGAUUCACUAUUUUUAAUUGGAGGUUUUGAUGGAAAUUCAUGGUUAGCAACUAUGGAUUUGUACUGUACUUCUCAGAGUCUGACCAAACCUCUUAAGCCUAUGAACUCGGUUCGUUCAUAUGCUUCAGUUGUGCGGUUGAAUAGUGAAAUUUAUGUUUUAGGUGGUGGAAAUGGUUAUGUUUGGUAUGACACAGUUGAAUCAUACAAUCCAGUUCUCGAUAACUGGACCAUGUGCCCUUCUUUGAACAAGAAGAAAGGAAGCUUGUCUGGUGCUGCUUUAUAUGGCAAAAUUUUUGCUGUUGGUGGCGGCAAUGGAGUUGACUGCUUUCAAGAUGUUGAGAUGCUUGAUUUUGAUAUUGGGCGGUGGAUCCCUACACGCUCAAUGCUAAGCAAGAGAUUUGCUCUAGGUGCAGUUGAACUCAACGGGUCAAUUUAUGCCACUGGCGGGUUUGAUGGAACUGAUUACUUAAGGUCUGCUGAAAGAUUUGAUCCCAGGGAACAUUCUUGGACCAAAAUAUCUGACAUGAAUGUGAAGCGGGGCUGCCAUUGCUCAGUUGUUCUAAAUGAAAAGUUGUACGCGCUUGGUGGCUUUGAUGGCGAAAAAAUGGUUCAAAGUAUCGAGGUGUUUGAUCCUCGUCUUGGGGUAUGGGCAAUGGGGGAACCAAUGGUUCAUCCACGGGGGUAUUGUGCUGCUGUAGUUGUCAAUGAAUCCAUUUAUAUGAUUGGAGGAGUUAGGAUUGGCGAGGACAUUGUAGAUAAAGUUGAGAAUUAUAAGGAAGGUCAGGGAUGGCAGGAAACUUAUCGAUCAGCAGCUGUUAAUAGAUGUUUCUUGUCAGCUAUUGCUUGCAGUCACGACUGAGAGAAUAAGGUUCUUCAGUGGUCAUGUAGACAGAUAAUUUUGCGUUCUCUGUCUGUGCAUAAAACAGUUUAUAGGGCACUAACAUUCUAUGUAAAUGAGUUUGUUGGAUAUUUCUACUGGUGAACCCUAUAAAGUCUGAAGUUGUAAGUGUUUGCUAAUUGACCAUAAGGGCACUCACCGUAGAUACUAGGGCUAAUAUGCUAAUAGAGAAGUCAAAUAUUGUUGUAUGCUGUCAAAUAUGCUAAGGCUAGUUGUAUGAGCCUAAUUUGUUAAAGCUGCAUGUAGUGCUCUGCUCCAGUACAGAUUCUGGGUGAACAUCUAUUGAAUAAUACCAUGAAGAUAUUGGCAGUACUCGUAAAGAAACUCUUGUAAUCUGCCUGUAGUUGAACAUUCUUCUAUGUGCAGCAAUGGAGCUUUAAAUGCAUGGACAAGCUGUUAUUUUAA
Vigna unguiculata (cowpea) is the source of this 2607-nucleotide messenger RNA. RefSeq names its product influenza virus NS1A-binding protein. The record is from RefSeq and is a predicted model, not a curated record. Lineage: Eukaryota; Viridiplantae; Streptophyta; Magnoliopsida; Fabales; Fabaceae. Gene Ontology annotation, molecular function: protein binding. Gene Ontology annotation, biological process: response to endoplasmic reticulum stress.